CCGGGCCGGGCCGGGUGGCGGCAGCGGCAGCGGCGGGGAGGCUGCCAGCGCGGAGGCAGUGCGGGCGAGGCGCUGGGAAUGGCGCCGUCAUCGACGGGCGGGAUCGCGCCGACUGCUCCCUCGCUGGGCCCGAUGGCUGCCUGGCUGGGCAACGGCUCCGCUGCCGGUAAUCCACAGUUUCCCCUGGUUUUGUUAAGCUAUGGCUUACAGACUACUUUGACCACUAAAACUGAUGGCAGUGAUGGCAAGCCUGAACACCUAGAGUAUAUUGCCUUUGCCUUGGUUCCUGUUUUCUUCAUCAUGGGUCUCUUGGGGAUUCUCAUCUGUCAUGUCCUUAAGAAAAAAGGAUAUCGCUGUACAACAGAGGCUGAACAAGUAGAAGAAGAAAAACUUGAUGAAAAAAUAGAAAUGAAUGAAACUAUACAUGAGAACACCGACACUGUGGGACAAAUUGUUAACUACAUUAUGAAAAAUGAAGCAAAUGCUGAUGUGUUAAAGGCCAUGGUAGCAGAUAGCAGUGUCUUUGAACCUGAAAGCCCUUUAUCUCCUGCCUCUCCAACGAGUCCAGGGACUCCUUUGUCACCUGGUGCUGUUCCAUUUAAGCACAGCUGCAAAGGCCAUCACUUCCAUACUGUUGGAGGAGUAAUAGAAAAGGAUGUUUGCAGUCGUUGUAGCCACAAACGAUGGCACUUUAUAAAGCCAGCCCACAAACCUAAAGAGCACAGAAGAAGUCGUCUUGGAGAAGUUACAGUCCUUUCUGUGGGAAGAUUUAGAGUCACGAAAGUGGAGCACAAAUCAAAUUCCAAAGAACGGAAAAGCUUGAUGUCUGUUUCUGGCAUGGAGAGUAUCAAUGGUGAUAUGCCUGCCACGCCUGUGAAACAGGAAGCAAGUGAAGCACCUGCCAUGCCUGUGAAACAGGAGACGAAUGAGAGGAGAAGCUCAGAGUAAACUGCAGGUUCAACUUUUAGAAGAGGGUUGUCUGCUAGCACUUUGGAGAAAACUGAAAACUCCCAAGAGAUGCGUAUUACUUAAGGAAUUGUAUUUAUGGCACCACAGAUAGAAAUAAAUUUGCAAGCUCUGUGGUGGCAUCGAUGGAAAGUUAAACAAUGGUUUUUCACCAGUAAAAUCAGUAAGAUUUAGACACAUAUACUGUUCAGCUGGGUGAACCUUACACAAAAUGUUUGGCUUCAUGUUUGAAAAGCAAACAAAAAGCUGUUUGAGUUUUGGACAGUAAAGGUAAAAGCCUUAUAAAUUUUUUUUUUUUUUUUUGGUACUUAGACAAACAUUUUUAAUGAGCUCGAUAUUGUGAUUUUUACCUUAUGGAUAAACUGUGUUCACCUCUCUAGGCCAUCUGGUUAUUUCUGCUCUAUUCUUCCACUCCAGAAUUGACAAGUGUUUGCUGAAGAUAAACCAGCCUUUAGAAGAUGAAAAUGUUAUUUCAAUGUGUCUGUUAGUAGCCAAGCAAAACAUACAAAGAAAUAAUUAUGUCAGCCAGAAUUUGCGUGUGUCCCUUUGGUAUAUAAGCCCUGGUAUUCUGUGAAGGUUACUUCACAGUCAAGAGUGGUUCAGUUAUAUGCAGAAGUUAAAUUUAAUUAUUAUUGCCUUUCUUCCCCCCUUACUUCCCCGUACCACUCAAUGUUAGGUUAAAGAGCAGCUUUUUCUGUGCAGUUGGGUGAGCUCUUGGGAAGUUCCUUCCCCAAGGCCAAUUGUUUUGCCAUUUUCUUCUAACUGCUGACUCAUAUUUGAAGAAUGCCUAAUAGUUUCACCUUUCUCUUUUGUUUUUACCUACAGGUUUCUUCUUAAGCUAAGGCAACGUAUUUCAAGCAUUAGAGAAGGAUAUGGAAUAUUUGGCAUUAAAAAUUUAUGGAGUAUAUACUAGCAUACCUCAGAGUGGCUUUAUUGGACUGAGGGUAGCAUAUUUGUUUGGCACCAAAAUCUUAAGCCAGUGUCACUCCCUUUGUAUUUUAAGUAUAACUUACUGCUAAAAAUACCAGUGAUGGUUUCAUGAUGUUGAUUGUUUGUGUCUACUUUUUAUCUUUGCUUUGUCCUAUUAUUUGGUUUUGGGACAGACAUCUUUGCAAUACUUCAGCAAAAUUUGCUGUGUCAUAGAAACUAAAAAAUGACAUUUGUUCUGAGUGCCUAAGAGUAUAAGCUCUAAUGCAAUGCAUUUUAGUAGAGAUUGCACUAUAUUCUGAGAACUAUUAACUUUGUUUGCUAUAUGAACUCAAACGUUCGUGUUUGUUUUGAAACUGAUUUAUUUUAAAUUAAUAAUUCCAAUUCUUUUAGUCCAAGUGCUCUGAGCUAUGUUUCUCUUUCAGAACUUAGAAUCAGCUGUCUUUAUCAGUUUAUGCAGUGUUAAUCAAUAUGUACAAAGAUAAAAAUUAGUCUUCUUGCUUACAUAUUAGAUACUUCCAUGUCUUGUCAGAGAACAAUGUUUAUUUCUCUCUUGCUGAAAGUAUGUGCUGCUGAUGGUCUUCCUUGUACUUGUAUUCUCAAGAUACUGACUGGACAUAUCAUCAAUGCUAUAUUUGCAACACAAUAAAACAAAAUCCCACAAAACAAAAUCCCACCACCCUUUUAGAAGGGAUAUCUUUACAGUUAAUUUUCCAUCCUCAAAAACACAAAAUAAGUGUUUGGCCAGGAAUGGAACCUCGAGUGAAUAGUCUCCCUACUCCCAUUAAUAAGCCUCAUUUAUGAAAUCUCUUCAAUAUUUAAGAAUAACAUAAACACCAAGCUCAGCUUCCAGGCAUACAUUUAAUAUUUUUUUUUCUUUUGUUUAAGCUUGAUUUAUUUGUAUGAAGAGCUAAUGUUUCUAGAGGAAUGUAAUUAGUGUUGGAUAUAGUAGCUAGCUUUCAGUUUCUGAGAGAUUGAGAGCUAUGGGUAUAAAAUGUUACUGGAAAAAGGGAGUACUGGGCAAAACCCAGCAGUCUGAAAUAAUUUUCAGAAAGGAGACACAGUUACGGACUAUGCCAAAAGCAUUAACAAAAAAAGCUGUUAAAAAAGCUUAAAAAACCCCAGAUUAUAUUAUUAAUGUUUUGAUACAUCGUGGGUUAGUAGUGCAAGUAAAUUUGCCAAAAGGAUAGAAGAAAGUUUAAAUAGAAAUAUGUAUUUUUUUACUUAAUUUAAAAGUAGUUUCUAUUUUGAUUCCAUUGGAAAUGUGUAGAAUAAAAGUAAUGAAAAUGUGUUGGAUAUGUAAAACAUUGUUUACCUCUAUAAAAUACUUAAGGUAUUAUAAGACCUGAUAACAUGCAAGAAUUUAAUUUGUGCAUUGCUACUUCAGUAAGAUUUAGGAACUCUGCCUAUUUUAUUGCAUUUAACACUAAACUCUGCAGUUCUGGUGGUAUGGAGAUUGCCAUAUUAAGUCAGCCUUUCUUAAAUUUGCAUUCAAAUGUAUUUUUAACAACAUAGUUUAUAUACAACUUUUGUACUACCAAGCAAUAAAUAAAAAAUAUUGAUUCUUAAA
Messenger RNA from Apus apus (common swift), 3463 nucleotides. It is a transcript of the gene RELL1, whose product is annotated as RELT like 1. The coding region runs from base 79 to 948 and encodes 289 amino acids. NCBI's taxonomy places the organism in Eukaryota, Metazoa, Chordata, Aves, Apodiformes, Apodidae. The transcript is spliced from 7 exons. Gene Ontology annotation, biological process: positive regulation of p38MAPK cascade. The record is from RefSeq and is a predicted model, not a curated record. Gene Ontology annotation, cellular component: plasma membrane.